AUGUCACUAAUAUCGGCCUUUCGGCCGCGCUCUACAAGAAUUUCCUCCAUUCGAGACGCAAGCCGUGCUCGACGACGUAGGCGGCCAAGCAGACAUGAACAAUCGGAGUUUGACUCUGAGGGCCAUCUUCAAGAUCCAGAUGCUCACUCUAUUAUCACACCCUCAAAACAUACGCCAAGACCUCUACGAAUUUUACGAGGCUCAGUGGCUGCUGGUGGUCCGCUUCGUCCAUUUCGUUUAGUCAAACAGGACAUCGCCAAUCUCCGUCGACGGUAUUUGUCUGACUGGACAAUUUUCAAUCAACUGGUGUUUGCCAGCGCUGUGUAUGUUUUCUUUACAAAUCUUCUACCAGGAAUCACUUUCGCGAGUGAUCUAUAUGUCCUCACUGGUAAGAGCUGGGGAACUAUUGAAGUUGUCUUGAGCACAGGGUUGUGCGGGACUAUCUUUUCACUAUUUUCAAUUCAACCCCUCACAAUCCUUGGCGUGACCGGUCCUUUCUCGGUCUUGGCUGAGAACAUCUACUCAUUAUGCGAGGAGGUCUUUAAAAUUCCUUUCCUUCCAUUCAUGGCAUGGUCUUUGAUUCAUUCCGGCUGGAUGCACUAUGUCCUAGCGAUCAUCAAUGCCCAUGACUGGACAAUGCGCUAUGUGACGACCUUUGCUACGGAAAUCUUUUCCCUGCUGAACAGUAUCAUCUACUUCCACAAAGCUAUUCAAGAGCUCGAAAGAGCACACGGCAGUUUAUCAUUCGCGGCGUUUCUCUACGCCGUCAUUGGCGCAGUGGGAACAACGCUUCUUGCUAUCUUCCUAUCCACGGCAGAGAGUUGGAAACCCCUUUUUCAUCGCUACAUUAGACUGGGUCUGACUGAAUACGCCGCUGCAAUCUCAAUUAUUGUGUUCAUCGGCUUGCCUUAUGUGGGCGAGUUGGCUGACCUCGAUAAAAUGACAUUACCGGUCAGCACAUCAUUUCGACCAACAUCCCCAGAGCGGGAGAUUUUUUUCGUAGAGUUUUGGAAACUACCAGUCUCAUGGAUCUUUGCUUCAAUGAUCCCCGGUCUAAUCAUUACGGUAUUAUUCUUCUUCGAUCAUGAAGUCAGCUCAAUCAUAUGCACUAUCGAUCGAUAUGGCACGCGGAAACCAGGCGGAUUUGCUUGGGAUAUCAUUUUACUUGGCACCACUACAGCUCUUUGUGGUAUUCUGGGAAUACCGCCUUCUAAUGGCCUUCUCCCGCAAGCUCCUUUGCAUUCUGAAUCCCUUAUGCACGAGGAAACAGAACAGACAAGUGUCAUCGUUGAUGGAGAAGAGAAGAUUGAAACAAGGCAGGUUAAGCGUGUUUACGAGCAGCGCUGGUCGACAUUUCUUCAUUCGGGAGCUAUUUUGCUCUUCCUGAGCCCCCCGUUUAUGAAAGUCCUCGGCUUGACGCCGACCAGUGUGCUGGCUGGACUGUUCCUUUUCAUGGGAGAGCAGAGCUUAUCGGUGAACCCUAUUCUAUAUCGCACUUUCUAUCUCCUUACUCCGCCAUCUGAGCUACCACCACUCCCACAGUCCUUGCACAACGUGACGAAGCCAGGCCCAGCGAAUAGCCAAGAGACGCCGUCUAGCAGCCCAUCUUAUCUCCCAAUCCAUCUUUAUACGAUCUUACAAAUCUGCCUUACAGUCGUGAUAUUUAUCCUGACACUAACAAGAGGCGCACCUGCAUUCCCAGUGCUGAUAAUCGCCCUCGUACCCUUCCGUCUUUUGAUCAUGAAACGCUGGUGGCCGCGUGAAGUUCUUCGAUUCGUGGAUGCCUGGGCUUGUCGUGAGGGGACACCAGAAGACGAAGAGGACGAAAUGUUGAACAAAAGUCGUGCAACAGAUGAAGGUUCCGACGGCGAUCACUCAAUCGGCGAAGGUGUUUGUCGCAGCCACUCUGAGUCUGGUAAGGCAUCGCCACUCGCAGAGUCAUCUACCAUGUCGUCGCAACGAAAUGACAAUAAUUUGGAUCUGGCAGACCAGAGGGCACGGAGCAUGAAUAAUGACGAAACGAAUCACGAAUGGAUCGAGCUUGGUAACCAUGCGUUUCCAGACGAGGAGCUAGGGCAAAGGAAAUAA
Penicillium nucicola is the source of this 2088-nucleotide messenger RNA. RefSeq lists its product as uncharacterized. The record is from RefSeq and is a predicted model, not a curated record. The transcript has 4 exons. Gene Ontology annotation, biological process: monoatomic anion transport; monoatomic ion homeostasis; transmembrane transport. Gene Ontology annotation, cellular component: fungal-type vacuole; plasma membrane. NCBI's taxonomy places the organism in Eukaryota, Fungi, Ascomycota, Eurotiomycetes, Eurotiales, Aspergillaceae. Bases 1 to 2088 code for a protein of 695 amino acids. Gene Ontology annotation, molecular function: solute:inorganic anion antiporter activity; borate efflux transmembrane transporter activity.